CCGGGGCGGCCUGGCCUGGCUGGGGACCGCGGCGGGCGCCCGGACCUGGAGGGGACUCUCGGGCCAGCCCGGGACAGCAUGUGACUCCGACCAGGAUCCAGCCCUGAUGGAGGCUGAGGAGCCUGAACAUGGAGUCUCCAUACCCAUCUCUGACAUAGAAGAAUUUAGAGCUAUCUCUGAAGGUAUCAUGAGGAGCAGUCAGAUCCCUGCCUUGGAUCCGGAAGCUCAAGAAGGCCAAGAGCCAUCCUAUAAGUGGACAGAUGGACACAGACCCUUGAUGGACCAGUCAAAAGUGUUCAGGGACAUGAGUGACCAUACACCUAAUAGUAUGGCAAUUUUCUUUAAGAAAGAAUCUUCAGAUGUGGAGACAAGCCAGGAAAUUCUUUUGGCUGAGGCCUGUGACCCUCCAGACAAGCAGGAAGCUGUAACCCAGAGCCUUAAAGACAGACUGUCAAGAGCAAUAGCUGCUCCUGAGUUCCUGGCCUGUGCUGUCCAGAAAGAAUGGCUAGACAUACCCAGCAAACUAGACAGCAGACUGGAGGCAGAAUUGCAGCCUGAACUUAUGUCUUUGACGUUGGCAGCAAGCAAAGAGAAAGAAGAGGAAGAAACCUCCCCAGACACCUCAACCCCUAGAGGAUUUUGGCCUCCCUGUAAAAAUCACCCCGAUGAGGCUGACCAGACUGAGGACAGUGGAUGUGAACUGCUUAGUCAGGGGAAACAGCUGCAGUUGGAGGAGACGCAAGAAAAUCAAGGGCAAGAAGGCUUCCUCCAACCUCAGGAAAUCCAGGAGGAGCAGCAGGGACAGGAAGUAGAAAUUCAGGAGGAAGGAACUCUGAGUGAAGACAUUUGUUUUGGUGGGCUCCCGGGAGAGCAGGAAGAGGUGGAAGAGGAGUUUAAUGGCAAUGAGGAAGAACAGAAGCAGGAACAGAUCCAAAACUAUAUGCUACUUGGGGGACAACAGGAAAGUGGGGGGCUUGGUGGAGAAUUAGAAGGUCUGAAUUACCGUGAGAGGGGCCAAGAGGACAGGGAAAGGAGUGUUUGGGGUCAGAGAGAUUCAGAAGAGGAGGGACAGGACCACGAAUUAAGGGAGGAAGAGAGGAGGAUAGCCACUCAGUAUGCAGAGAACCAAAGGUUAGUAGAGAAAUCAGAGGAUGUAAGGAGAAAGCAGGAAGAUCAUGAUCAAACAGUAAGAGUGAUGCCUGUAGGGGACCAGAAGGAGGUUGUAGACUCAGGUGACAGGGUGCGAGGAAAUUUGGAAAGUGUUCAGGCAGCAGUGGAAGGGACCAGACCAGGAGAGGACAGCAAGCCUUGUCUUCCGAUGGCUUCGGUAGCUCCUGAGGUUUUCUCCCCAGGUACAUUGUUCCCAGGUAUUACUUCCUCUGUGGCUGAUAUUCCACAGAUUCAGGGGGAGCCUGUGCCUGAGGAACUGGCCCUCCAAGCUCCUGCACUGGAGCCAACAGAAAUGUCUCACCAACCCAUUUCUCCAGCUGCCUCUUUUGCUCCUCAAGAAUCCCUUGAUAAUAGGACUCACAACAGCCAGCAAGAAGAAUUCAGGCUAAGGAAGGGGCCUGAGGUUGUCUCUGCUAGUACAUCUGUGGCUCCUUCAGGGACACCAGAUUUAACUCCUUUCACAUCUCCCAGUGUUUUCCCCAGCACUGCCACCUUCUCAGCUGUUAGCUCUUCAGUUAUCCUUCCUGAGAAGGAGGCCCUAGCAGCCUCUGUCUCAGCUGACACUCCACCUCGUGGAUCAUGUGAGACUCCUCCACUACCUGCAAAAUCUUCCAGAGACCCACAUGCCACCUCUGACACAGCCAACCCUCACAGCCCUCUUAGUAGCUACACUGGAGUCACCCAACAUCUAAGAAGCAACUCGUUCCCAGGCUCUCAUAGGACAGAGCAGACUCCAGACUCUAUGGGAAUGUCACUCUCAUUCUCUCAUUUGGAAUUACCUCAGAGGCUCCCCAACCCAGCCAUCUAUGGCUCUCUGAUCCCAAGAAGAAACAGAAGAAGUAGGGAUGGGAUCGUCUUUUCAGAAUCCUCUACUGAUUUUUUUGCUCUGAAACAGGACUCUGAAGAAUUCACUUCAAAUCCAGAGAGACCCAGCAAUCCACAUGGUAGUCAGCCAUGGGCCUCCCCACAGAACUCAGCCUUUGCCAUAGGCUCUCCUGCAAAUGUUUCUUCUCCACCCACUGUCCCCAUGGACAUGACGAUACCUGAAGCUUUGCCCCCUCCUCCCCCAGAGAAGAGACAUAGCUACAGUCACAGAGUGGAGAGAGAUGGCCUUCUUCAUGCAGUAGCCCCUACACUGAAGCGGCAUAGUCAUCCUCCUCCAUUGGCCCUAAGUUCAGGGCUCCAUAGAUCUUCUAAAGGCUCAUUUCCCCUAGUUCCUGACUCCACUGUGGCAAGGCAGCACCGCCCUCUGCCAUCUACCCCAGAAAGCCCCCCCCAUACACAGACCUCCAUCCCCUCCAGACUGAGAUACAACAAACCGUUACCCCCAACUCCUGAUAUGCCUGAGUUCUGCCGUUCCUCCGCCCCUUCCUCUAAUAUCUCAAGGAUGUACAGGCCUCUACCCCCAGUCCCCAUCAUAGAUCCUUCUCAACCACCUCCACUACCCCCUAAAUCCAGGGGGAGAAGCAGGAGUGUCCAGGGAGGAGUUAUACAUUCAGGAGGUCAAGCCAAACCAAGACCUACUAGUCAAGAUUGGACAGUUUCUCUCUCUGUUGGACGGACCUCCUGGCCCCCAGCCACAGGCAAAUCAACGGAAUCUCUGCCUGCCACCAAUAGGUGUAAUAGUGAAGUAUCCCCUGGCCUGGCUUUCAGCAACAUGACAAACCUUCUCAGUCCCUCUUCUCCUACUACUCCUUGGAGUCCAGAGCUUCAGAGACCUUCCAGUAAGGAUGAGUCAGGGCUCCCUGAAGGGUCUGAGCCUCCAGUGAGAGGAUCAUUUAGAAGAUCAGCCCCUCAGGAGGAAUUUGAUAAUACAAGGAGGUCAGCUUUAGGCUUAAGAAAGAAGUCAGAAAAACCCAUCCACUCCCAACUGGAGAAGGCAUCCAGCUGGCCCCACAGACGGGACUCAGCAAGAACAUCAGAGAGUAGCAGUGAUCAGAUUGUUCUGGGCCAGGUAUCCAAUAAGCAAAAGGGCUGGAACCGGCAAGGCCUGCGUAGACCUUCAAUUUUGCCUGAGAGCUCUUCAGAUUUACGAACUCCAGCUGUGGGAAGACUUCCUGGCUCUUCAGAGUCUGUUGUUUUUCGGGAGAAGAAACCGAAGGAGGGAAUGGGAGGUUUUUCAAGACGUUGCUCCAAGCUCUACAACUCCUCCCAGCUACUUUAUCAGGAGUACAGUGAUGUUGUUCUGAACAAGGAGAUUCAGAGCCAGCAGCGGCCGGACAGCCUGGCCGAGCCACCUGGGAUCUCUUCCCCACGGCAUCGUCGAAAGGCACUGGUCUCUUCAGACUCCUACCUACAGCGCCUCUCCAUGGCCUCCAGUGGCUCCCUCUGGCAGGAAAUCCCUGUGGUGCGCAAUAGCACAGUGCUGCUCUCCAUGACCCACGAAGAUCAAAAACUUCAAGAGGCCAAGUUUGAGCUGAUCGUGUCAGAGGCAUCUUACCUGCGCAGUCUAAACAUAGCCGUGGAUCAUUUCCAACAUUCAGCCCAGCUGCGGGCCACCCUGUCCAACCAGGAUCAUCAAUGGCUCUUCUCUCGUUUGCAGGAUGUACGAGAUGUCAGCACCACGUUCCUUUCAGACCUAGAAGAAAACUUUGAGAACAACAUCUUCUCCUUCCAAGUGUGUGAUGUUGUCUUGAAUCAUGCCACAGACUUCCACCGAGUCUACCUGCCUUAUGUCACCAACCAGACCUAUCAGGAACGCACCUUCCAAAGUCUAAUGAAUAGCAACAACAGUUUCCGAGAGGUCUUGGAGAAGCUGGAGAGUGACCCCAUCUGCCAACGCCUGUCUCUCAAGUCCUUUCUGAUACUGCCCUUCCAACGCAUCACACGUCUCAAGUUGCUGCUCCAGAACAUUCUGAAGAGAACCCAGCCUGGCUCCUCAGAAGAGGCAGAGGCCACAAAGGCACACCAUGCCCUAGAGAAGCUGAUCCGAGACUGCAACAGCAAUGUGCAGAGGAUGCGGCGGACAGAGGAGCUCAUCUACCUGAGCCAGAAGAUUGAGUUUGAGUGCAAAAUUUUCCCACUUAUUUCACAAUCUCGAUGGCUGGUGAAGAGUGGGGAGCUGACGGCCCUUGAGUUCAGUGUCUCCCCAGGGCUGAAAAGGAAACUGACCACUCGUCCAGUCCACCUACAUCUCUUCAAUGACUGCCUGUUGCUGUCUCGGCCCCGAGAGGGUAGUCGGUUCCUGGUAUUUGACCAUGCUCCGUUCUCGUCCAUCCGAGGGGAGAAGUGUGAAAUGAAGCUGGAUGGACCUCACAAAAACCUCUUCCGUCUCUUUCUCCUGCAUAACGCACAAGGCACCCAAGCUGAAUUCCUCUUCCGCACUGAGACUCAAAGUGAAAAGCUUCGGUGGAUCUCAGCCUUAGCCAUGCCCAGAGAGGAAUUGGACCUACUUGAGUGUUACGACUGGCCACAGGUUCAGUGCCACCGCGCCUACAAGCCCCGAGAGAAUGAUGAGUUGGCACUAGAGAAGGCGGAUGUGGUGAUGGUGUCUCAGCAAAGCAGUGAUGGCUGGAUGGAGGGUGUGAGACUCUCAGAUGGGGAGCAAGGCUGGUUUCCUGUCCAACAGGUAGUGUUCAUUUCAAACGCAGACGUCCGUGCUCAGAACCUCAAGGAAGCCCAUCGAGUCAAGACUGCCAAACUACAGCUGGUAGAACAGCAAGUCUAAGUGUUCUUAGUGAGGAGUCUUCUGAGAUCAUGAACAAGCAUUCCUGGAGAUGGCUAGUCCUAGAAACCUGCUGCAGAAGCCUUCUAGGGACUGGGAACUUGGUCUUCUGAAAGCCCAACGAUGAGCUUAGUCCCUUACACCAGUACUUCUUUGCAUUUUGUGCUUGGUAGGGAAUAUUGAGUGACUGCACACUGGAUUCUGGGAUCCUUUCUUCAUAGGAAAAGGGACUGUGGGGCCUGAGCCUAGGUGCUGUACUUCUGCGACCAGAUGGUACUUGUACAUCAUCCGCUACUAUAGUGCAGAUUCAGAGCUGACUGGAUGUAAGGUUGUGGACAUAUGUUACCGUAUAGACAUCAGCCCACUCACUGGAGGGAGGUGUUUAAUUGGGAUUGGCACAUCAGGUGGGAAGGUAAACCUGGUGACCUCUAGAAUAUCUUCCAAUCUGAGAUUGUCCUCAAUGCAUGUGCCCCUGCAAUCCUUGUUUCUUGGUGGCAAUGUGAGGGUGGCAUUCUCUCACUCUAAUAAAUUUGGCACUUCUCUGAGUGUUUUCUUCUCA
Grammomys surdaster is the source of this 5393-nucleotide messenger RNA. It is a transcript of the gene Arhgef5, whose product is annotated as Rho guanine nucleotide exchange factor 5. NCBI's taxonomy places the organism in Eukaryota, Metazoa, Chordata, Mammalia, Rodentia, Muridae. Gene Ontology annotation, biological process: intracellular signal transduction; activation of GTPase activity. The transcript has 15 exons. The record is from RefSeq and is a predicted model, not a curated record. Gene Ontology annotation, cellular component: cytoplasm; nucleus. Gene Ontology annotation, molecular function: protein binding; guanyl-nucleotide exchange factor activity. Bases 107 to 4837 code for a protein of 1576 amino acids.